CCCGGCCAGAGGACAGGCUCGCCACUCGGUGCUCAGCCUGCCGCGGCUCCGGUUCUCCCUCCUUCUCCAGGCGCCCCCGCAGCAGGAUGUCGGCCACCCCCGAGCUGCCCCCCUUCCUGUUCAGCACGCUGCCGUCGCUGGCCGCCUCCACCCCGGGCGCCGUGGCCCCGGAGCCCAACGCCACCUCCUGCCAGGAGUGGGAGCAGGCCCAGCACCUGCUGUUCCACCUGGGGAACCUGUCCCUGCUGCUGGGCCUGGCCAUCCCCACCACCCUGGGUCUGCACAUGAUCCUGCUGCGCCUCCUGCUGGUGACAGGAUGUGGCCUCUUCAUCGCAUGGGCGACUCUGUACAGGUGCAAUCUGGACGUGAUGGUCUGGAACGUGGUCUUUCUGCUGGUCAACUUCAUGCACCUGUUUUUCCUGCUCUACAAGCGCAGGCCGAUAAAGAUCGACCGGGAGCUGCGGACGGUCUACAGGCGGAUGUUUGAGCCGCUCCACGUGAAGGAGGCGCUGUUCCAGAGGCUGACGGGACAGUUCUGCACCGUCCAGACCAUGAAGAAGGGACAGACCUACGCUGCCGAGGACAAGACCUCCGUGGACGAGCGCCUCAGCAUCCUCAUCAAAGGAAAGAUGAAGGUCUCCUAUCGAGGACAUUUCCUCCACAACAUCCAUCCCAACUCCUUCAUCGACUCCCCGGAGUUCAGGUCCACCGAGAUGCACCGAGGGGAGAAGUUCCAGGUGACCAUCAUGGCAGAGGAGAACUGCAAGUUCCUCUGUUGGUCCAGAGAGAGGCUCACCUACUUCCUGGAGUCGGACACUUUCCUCAAUGAGGUGUUCAGGUACCUCAUCGGCAAGGACAUCACCAACAAGUUGUACUCUCUGAACGACCCCACGCUCAGCGACAAGGCGGUGAAGAAGAUGGACCGCCAGCCCAGCCUGUGCUCUCAGCUGUCCAUGACACAGAUGAGGAACAGCAUGGCGAGCACCAGCGACACCGACGACGUCCUGAACCAGAUCCUGCGAGGGGGGUCUGCCGGCUCCUCUCUCCAAAAGUCUCCGAGUACCAAGAUGAAGCCCAUCGAAGAAGGUCUGGAAGACGACGUCUUCGAAGAGUCCGCCUCCUCCCAGCCUGCAGCCAACACGUCCACCGAGGAGGUGUGAGAACAACCCAGACCACAUGGACACCUCUGUGUGUGUCCUGAAACAGCACCACAACACCUGGAAUCACAGCGUCACACCUGGAAUCACAGCACUACAACACCUUGAAUCACAGCUCCACAACACCUGGAAUCACAAUACCACAACACCUGGAAUCACCGCGCCACAACACCUGGAAUCACAAUACCACAACACCUGGAAUCACCGCGCCACAACACCUGGAAUCACAGCACUACAGCACCACAACACCUGGAAUCACAGCUCCACAACACCUGGAAUCACAGCACUACAGCACCACAACACCUGGAAUCACAGCACCACAACACCUGGAAUCACAGCGCCACAACACCUGGAAUCACAGCACUACAGCACCACAACACCUGGAAUCACAGCUCCACAACACCUGGAAUCACAGCACUACAGCGCCACAACACCUGGAAUCACAGCACCACAACACCUGGAAUCACAGCUCCACAACACCUGGAAUCACAGCACUACAGCGCCACAACACCUGGAAUCACAGCGCCACAACACCUGGAAUCACAGCGCCACAACACCUGGAAUCACAGCACCACAACACCUGGAGUCACAGCGCCACAACACCUGGAAUCACAGCACCACAACACCUGGAGUCACAGCGCCACACCACCUGGAAUCACAGCACCACAACACCUGGAAUCACAGCUCCACAACACCUGGAAUCACAGCACUACAGCGCCACAACACCUGGAAUCACAGCGCCACAACACCUGGAAUCACAGCACCACAACACCUGGAGUCACAGCACCACAACACCUGGAGUCACAGCACCACAACAGCCAUCAGUCACAUUAAGAAGAGAAGAAUAAGAGGAAGAGGCAUCCUGAGGACUUUUCCCUCUGAAGGCUCCUGACGUUGACCAGAUCCCCUGAAAACCUGAAGACAUUCUUCCCUCUGCUUUGUUUCUCCACUCUACAGUUUUUGGUCUCAGUAAACCCGCUGAAGCAGAAUUCUAAACCAAAAAAGCUGCUCAGUAACUUUUCAACAACGUGUGACUGCAGCUGCUGGUAGUUUAAGCAGAGUGAACAGAAAUCGUAGCACCAGUCGGUACAGCGAGUCCAGACAACAGGCCUGAACAGUCUGACAGUCUGCAGCCGGGGUUAUGGUCCAGUUCAGGCUUCACAGGACAGCUCGGCCUUCCAGGCGUCUCCCGUCUCCAUCAGAUGAAAAUACACGUCACACAACAGACGAGCUUCUGACGAAGACAGAAGGAAAAACCCGCCAUCCUGAAAAGACGGACGUAAAAUGAAAUACACUACACUAUAUACAGUAUACUUCCUCGUGGUUAGAAAAUGGAUGAAAAGUUCUCCUGCUCUGUAAUUACUGCCUACUUAUAGAUGCAGAUAUAUUGAUAUUGAUAUAUUUAACAACCAAGACAUUAGGCUUUGAUUGAAACAUUGAGGAUUUAUUGGCUUCUUUGGUCCCACUAAGAAAAAAACAAAAAACAAAAAAACAAAAAACAAAAAAAAACAAACAAAAAAAAUUAUAUAUAUAUAUAUAU
Molecule: messenger RNA, 2697 nt
Organism: Salarias fasciatus (jewelled blenny)
Lineage: Eukaryota; Metazoa; Chordata; Actinopteri; Blenniiformes; Blenniidae
Gene: popdc1
Product: popeye domain cAMP effector 1
Exons: 8
Coding region: 87-1160 (357 amino acids)
Biological process (GO): regulation of membrane potential; heart development; striated muscle cell differentiation
Cellular component (GO): sarcolemma
Molecular function (GO): cAMP binding
Source: RefSeq, a predicted model, not a curated record